Messenger RNA from Effrenium voratum, 579 nucleotides. The record is from the annotation of a GenBank genome assembly. NCBI's taxonomy places the organism in Eukaryota, Dinophyceae, Suessiales, Symbiodiniaceae.
AUGGCGUGGCCGUUCCCAGUCAAAGCACGCCGACAUCGAGGCCCGGAGCGGCUCCUUGUGCUUGCACUCGCAGCCAGCAGCGCCGUGGGCUUCCUAGGGCAGCGGGUGCAGGCGAGAACUGGCACGAAGCUCCCACGCCGCUUUCUUGGAGAUUUGUUUGGAGAGCAGAAGGCGGAAAGCCCUGACGGUGCGGAGGCCUUGGAGACCUAUGAAGACGAGCCAGGCCGCGGUGGGCCCUUUGCCCCGGCAGGCUUCGACCUACAGCGAAUGGAGUUCGAGAUCGCGGGGCUCCAAGUUGCUUUCGACAGCUUCUGUCUGAAUGUCUUGUACUACCUGCUGCAUGUGCCCAUCCUCACCUAUGCAGUUUGGGCGCUCUUAGCGCAGAAGACGUACACAGAGGUUAUCAGCAACAGCCCUUUCCUCAUGGCACGGGUGGAUGAUGUGUUGGACAUCAGCCCGUACGCGUCGCGGGUGACGACCCCAGAUCCGGAUCCUGCCACCCGGGAACGGUGCGGUUUGCCAGGGGGGCCAUUCAGCUGCAAGAACAGCACCCCGGCGGUGUACCAGGAGAGUGCGUGA